AUGUCGUCCUUCUUCGCCAAGCAACAGCAGGUCGCCGCCCUGGAUCCUCGCCUCGGCGGCCUCAUGGCCUCUGCUGGGCUUUACAAUCUCAAAGCACUGAUCAAGGUGAGUGAGACACUCUGAAAUUUUGUCUCCGCCACUUUUGCUUCGUUCAAGCCACUCACGAUGCGUGCCCACUGUUCGCAGGCCAUACGAGCCUGCAAGACUCAAGCCGACGAGCGAGCGCUGAUCCAAAAGGAGUCUGCUCAGAUCCGAUCCUCUUUCAAGCAAGCCGAUCCGUUUGCUCUUCACAACAACAUUGCUAAACUGCUCUAUAUCCACAUGCUGGGCUACCCAGCUCACUUUGGUCAGAUAGAGUGUCUCAAGUUGGUAGCUACGCCCAGGUUCACCGAUAAGCGUUUGGGAUACCUGGGCAUCAUGCUGCUGCUCGACGAGAACACCGAGGUGCUCACGCUUGUCACGAAUGGUCUGAAGAAGUGAGUAGCAUGCGCUCGUGCCUUUGUUAACGGGGCCCUUCGAUGACGCAAGCGACCCACAUGUGCUGACCCCAUGUCUUGCGCCUGGCAAUUCUUGCAGCGACAUGGAGCACACCAACAUGUAUGUGGUCGGUCUGGCUCUUUGCACCUUCGCCAACAUCGCAUCGGAGGAAAUGUCUCGAGACCUCUCAGAUGAAGUCAACAGGCUGAUGGGCAGCACCAACACCUACAUCCGCCGGAAAGCUGCUCUCUGCGCGAUGAGGAUUGUUCGCAAGGUGCCCGAUCUGCUGGGUAACUUUACCGGGAGAGCCAGACAAUUUUUGUCCGACAAGAAUCAUGGUGUCUUGCUAUGCGGGGUCACCCUGGCCAUCGAAAUUUGUACGCAGGACGAAGAGGCUCUGGCAGAGUUCCGUUCGGUGAGUGCAUCGUCCUGGCACCUCCACUGCAUUGCGCAUACAUUUACCCUCGCAUCUAAUUCUUUGAGCACAGACUGUGCCGCUACUGGUCAGGCAUCUCAAAGCCUUGGUGACCACUGGCUACUCACCCGAGCACGACGUCAGCGGCAUCACCGAUCCAUUCCUGCAAUGCAAAAUUCUACGUCUUCUUCGGCUGCUUGGCAAGGGGGACGCCGCGGCCAGCGAAGCAAUGAACGACGUCCUCGCCCAGGUAGCUACCAACACCGAAGCGUCCAAGAAUGUCGGCAACUCCAUCCUCUACGAGACUGUCCUGACUGUGCUGGAAAUUGAAGCGGAGAAUGGGCUACGGGUCAUGGCAAUCAACAUUCUUGGAAAGUUCUUGAGCAAUCGGGACAACAACAUCAGGUGCGUGUAUGCGCGCCCUUCACUGCUGCUCGGCUUGGCGUCUGAGCAUCCUCUCUGUCUGCAUAGAUAUGUGGCGCUCAACACUUUGAACAAGGUCGUGUCGAUGGAUACAAACGCAGUCCAGAGGCAUCGCAACAUCAUCCUAGACUGUCUGCGCGAUGGUGACAUCUCCAUCAGGCGGCGGGCACUUGAGCUAUCCUAUGCACUGAUCAACGAAGCUAACGUGCGCGUACUGACACGGGAGCUCUUGGCAUUCUUGGAAGUAGCGGACAACGAAUUCAAGCUUGGCUUGACCACUCAAAUUUGCCUUGCUGCCGAGAGGUUUGCGCCCAAUCGGCGUUGGCACAUCGACACAGUCCUGCGGGUCCUCAAACUUGCAGGCAAUUACGUUCGCGAAGAGGUCCUCUCCUCUUUCAUUCGCCUCGUCUGCCAUACCCCCGAAUUGCACGGAUACACAGCUCAGAAACUUUUCACGGCGCUACACGCAGAUUUCUCUCAAGAGAGUCUGACUUUGGCUGCGGUCUGGGUCAUUGGGGAGUUUGGAGAGAGCCUAUUGCAGGGAGGCACAUUUGACGAGGAGGAGGCGCCCAGAGAGGUGAGUUCCCUUCAAUUUUAGACCCCAAAUCAUGACCUGGCGCCCCUGCUCACCGGUAACGCACCACCAAUCCCGGCGAUUGAAGCUCAAAGCAAAAGAUGUCCUCGACCUGAUCACGUCUGUGCUCGACUCGCCAUACGCAAAUUCGCAUAUUCGGCAGUGGGUGCUGACCUCUUUGGCCAAACUCACCACGAGGGUCUCAGACGCACAGCAGCAGGCUCGCGUGGAGAGCAUCCUGGCUAAUCACAACACUAGCGUAGAGGUUGAGAUACAACAGCGUGCGGUGGAGUUUAACGCUCUCUUGCGAAGGCAGGACAUCAGGGGUGGCGUGCUGGAACCGAUGCCACCUCCCGAGAUACGCGCUACGGUGGUAGGCACGGUCAGCGAAAAGCGCGCAGUUGGUAGCACAAGGACGGACAAGGAUGCAUUGCUGGAUCUUAUGGGCGACGAGAUGCCUGCUGGAGCACCGACAUCUGCUGCACAUCAGACCACUGCCGCACCUCAACAGAGCGCGCAAGAUUUACUGGCGGACAUCUUCGGAGGGUUGGGAACGGACAACGGAGCUGCAGCGACUACAGCAGCUGCUUCACCUGUGCAACAAGCUAGCUCCAAGAGCUCCAUCAACGACAUCAUGGGUCUGUUUGGAGACUCACCAGCUGCCCCUUCACGCCCGGCGCCCUCUUCGAACGGUUUCGGCGGAUUGGGCGGGGCGUCCAGUCCUCCACCUGGUGGUGCCGUGGCAAAUGACGGCUUGGCGGGACUGGACAUAUUCGGCUCUUCAGGCGGAAGUGGACUAUCUGGCCCGUCUCCCUCUACUCAGCCCAUGCAGCAAUCAAGGCCAGCGGCUGCCUCUCCCCCUCCCGCUAUGUCCGCGCCUGCACCAUCUGCGACGAAAGCCUACACAGCUUACGAUCAGAAUGGGUUGAGAAUUACCCUCACCCCGGCCGUCAACCCCGCUAGAAAAGAUAUCGUCAACAUCACUGCUCGAUUCGAAGCUUUAGGCGGUGAGGUAGAAGGCGUCAACUUCCAGGCGGCCGUUCCGAAGGUGAGUACGAUGCGGUUCAGGGUCAAGUCAUGGAGCGUUGUGACUGAUUGAGCUUGCUACUUCCUCUCCUCACAGUCACAAAAGCUGCAGAUGCUCGCGAUCAGCAACAGCACGGUAGCGCCUGGCAAGAUGGAAACACAGCAGCUUCGAGUCAUGACACCAGUGGGGGUAAGUUGCGCAGCUCAGAGUGUCUCGCAGCUCGAGGUUCGCUAACGCCGCUUCCACCCAAUCUCUUCUGUCCACCCAGGCACAGGUCCGAUUGAGACUCAGAGUAGGCUUCUCGAAAGCUGGACAGCAAGUUCAAGAUCAGGUCGAUUUUUCAGGUUUUCCUGCAGAUCUUACCUCCGCCUGA
Ceraceosorus bombacis is the source of this 3289-nucleotide messenger RNA. Lineage: Eukaryota; Fungi; Basidiomycota; Exobasidiomycetes; Ceraceosorales; Ceraceosoraceae. The record is from the annotation of a GenBank genome assembly.